Messenger RNA from Vitis vinifera (wine grape), 1754 nucleotides. RefSeq lists its product as uncharacterized. The coding region runs from base 48 to 1754 and encodes 568 amino acids. Gene Ontology annotation, biological process: proteolysis. Lineage: Eukaryota; Viridiplantae; Streptophyta; Magnoliopsida; Vitales; Vitaceae. The record is from RefSeq and is a predicted model, not a curated record. The transcript has 10 exons. Gene Ontology annotation, molecular function: cysteine-type peptidase activity.
GCCCGUUCUUCCAAGGUUGAAUCUUACAACAAUCAUUUCAUUCUUCUAUGGCCACUACGGAGUCCACCAGAUUAUACACACGUUGUUCAUCUUCUCGGUUUCUAAAACUAUGCAACAGGCUCCCUCCUGAGAAAUUGGACGUGGUUCGAGACCUUCAAUUUGGAGGUCUUCUUCACUUAAAUUGCAAGGAGAUCCGGCAUAAUCUCUGUACAUGGCUGAUUGCCCAUUUUAAUGUUGGGUACAAACGCAUUGAGAUUACAUCCCACAUAAGGUAUGAUCUGACAGCUGCUGAUGUCGGCCUUGUCUUUGGCCUCCCGACGACUGGCCGGAUUCUAGAUAUUGCUACUACCCCGUCUGAUCAUCCAUUCGGUACCCUCAACACAUGUGAGGAGAGACUCCUCAACUUACCAAUUGGGGAGGAGUUCCGUAGAUGCUUCAUUUACUACGCUUGUGCGACGCUAUUAGCCCCCACCUCAAGGAUUGAUGGAUGCCGAAACUUGUGGCAUACCAUCCAUGAAGAUGGUUUCAGAAAUGAUGUUAAUUGGGGCCAAUUUGUUGUUGACCAGCUUGUGGAGGGUAUAAGACGAUUUAAGCAAGGGAACAGCGUCUGGGUUCAUGGUUGCAUUAUUUUCCUCCAGCUCCAUUACGUAAUGAAAUUCAAAAUUCCUUCCGUUCAUGUUCCGAUGACAGCGCCCCUACUCUCAGCAUGGUCAGAUGAGUUGAUAAAGGAGCGCUUAUCUGCUGAGAUAAGUGAGUUUGGGAGUUUUGGACAUGGCGAGGCGUUUGCUGAAUCGUCACCGCCCCGUACACAUGUCGAGGAUGACAGUGGACCGACAAGUAGUAAUGAAAUCUUGGAUAAGUACUACGCAGCUGAACGCCAAAUAAAUUCUUAUCAAAAAGGCAUUCAGCACCAGCUUGGCAUCAUGCGUGGUCUGAUCCAAAGAUUGGAUGGUCGAAGAAAAAGAAGUGUACAUUCACCUACUGCUGCUCACUCGGGCUAUGCAGCGGAUGAGUUUCCUGAUGCCGAGCCUGAUUCAUCCGCUGCCCGAUAUGACAUGCCAACCCAUUCCACCGAACAAGUACCGGACACUCCUAUUCGCCAUCCACCUAUUAUUGCUGAUGACGAAGUUGUCGUCCUUGACCCCUUACCUUUGCGUUCUAUGACUGUGGCCCGAUCCCAUAGCAUUGGGAGGCAACGGAGAGUCCGUCGGAUGGCUCCCAGUGUAUUGUCACCAUUCAUAGCGCAGGCACAAACGCGACAUUCUGCCAUAAAGAUGGACCUAAAAGCGGCAGCUGCAACUGUAUUUGAUGGGGAGUUGGACCCCAGCGAAGAGUUUGUUUCCAUGCACGACACAAGUUUAACCAGAGGCAACCUCGCGUCUUUCCAGGGAGACUCUUGGAUUGGCAAUGAUGUCGUGGAUGCAUUUUGCCGAAUGUUGCAAUUCGAUGAUGAAUCAAGGACAAAACUAUUUCUCUCCCCAUACAUAGCUGACAUGGUGAUUCGUUCCAAUGCAAAAUAUUUGACGCACGAUGCAAUUGUUGCGCGUUUUGAUCCAUAUAUGUAUGCCUUUGAUGGUUCGUAUCAGCAUGUUACUCAGGUCUACUUACCGGUCCUUUUUAAAAACCAUUGGACACUUUAUGUCUAUGACUUGCAUAAUAAGCGAAUCCAGCUCUUGGAUUCUCGGCCUGGACGAAAAAGGAGUUGUAUGACUGGAAUACAACAAAAAUUGGUAAGGUUCCUUCCACUCCCCUAA